AUGUGCAGGGAUUUGGGUUUUUCUAUUUUUGUUCGCACCAGACUUGCGCUGCGGUAAGCCACAUUUUCCACUGAAGGAGCUUGUUUGCUUUUGCUGUGCUUCAGCUUUCCUUCUGUAGAAGCCUGGUACUGAUGUAAUCAUCUCUGAGACCUGCAGACAGAAGGGAACUGCAGCAGAGAGGCAGCCGCCCUCCACAACCUCUGUGUCUGGGUGAGGGGUCCCUGAGGACUCUCAGAAAUGGGGACCCUCGUCACUCUCUGCCUGGGGCUUCUGCUUGUGGCUGGGGUCAGAGGUCAAUAUUAUGUAACCGGCCCACAGAUGGUCUUUGGGAUUGACGGUGGGUCUGUCGAUGUUGAAUGUCGGUAUGGAUCAUCAAUGACAAACUACGUGAAAGUUUGGUGUCAAGUGUUCGGAGGUACUUGUACUGACCUGGCUACAACAGACAAAGGAACUAAUUAUCAUGGGAUGUCAAUUAAGGAUGACAAACUCAAUAAUAAAUUUAUAGUAACAUUGUCUCAACUGAAAGAACAUGAUUCUGGACGAUAUCAUUGUAAAGUAAAAAAGUCAAGGAGAACCAAUUUGGACACAGGAUAUGAAAAUUAUAUACAUGAAGUGGAGUUGAAAGUUCUACCAGUUCUAGCUCCGGAGACAGUCAUCGGGACCGUGGGUGGAUCUGUGAUUGUUGACUGUAGUUACAGCGUCAAGUUCACUCGGUACCGGAAGAGCUGGUGUCAAGUGCAUCAAAGUGGAUCAUGUAACAGUAUAGCGGAGGUGAAUCCUGGAAGGGUAUUUUCAGGCCGUGUGACUGUGCAGGACGAUGUCAAGAACAAGAAAGUUUCAGUGACACUGACUCGCCUGCAGGAGACAGACGCAGGAAGAUACAGGUGUGAAUUUGUGUUGAAUGGAGACAGUAUGACCCAACAAGUAGAGCUGAAGGUUUUCAACCAACCCGGCCUCAGAGUACAAGAGACAGUGUCUUCAGAAUCAGGGGGAUCUGUGGUAAUCAACUGCGAAUACAGUCAGGAAUACAUGAAUAAAGAGAAGUACUGGUGCAAAAUGCAAAAUGGCGAAUGUAAGAAUCUGUUAUAUCAAAAGCUCAGCCGUGAAGUAAUAAUGAUCACUGACAAUCAGCACAAUUGCUCUUUGACACUGUCAAUGACAUUGCUGUCCUGGGAAAAUGCUGGACAGUACAGCUGUAUCAUAAAAGAGAUUGGCAGGUUUAUCAGUAAGAAUGUGGAGCUGAAAAUUAUUGAUAUUAAAGGUCCAGCUAUUGUAAAUGGAACCGCAGGCGGUUCUGUAAUGAUAGAGUGCCAAUACAAUGAAAUGUAUCAGUACGGGUAUGUGAAAUACUGGUGCAAGGUGGGCGCCAAUGGACAAUGUACCAGAUUAAAGCUGUAUACACGUGACGAUAUGAGAUAUCGGAUAACACAAGAUGGCAGAAGUAGUAUUACUGAUCAGACCUGGAGUGAGUCAUUCGUUAUUGCAAUAUCCAUGCUGAAAGUCAGUGAUGAAGGGCUGUACCGCUGUGGAAUAGAAACAGAUCCUCUUCUCCAGCACAGCACAGAUGUUCGUCUGAAUGUCUUUCCAGGUGAAAAUCCUACAACCACUGUGGAACCACUCCCAACCAAGCAACAGGAGGACCACAAUACAAAGAGUGUCGGUCCUACUACAGAAAGAGUAAGCCCGAUUGUCUUUGUGAUCUUGGGGAUCCUGGCGCUGCUCCUCAUGAUCCCCGCUCUGAUCUUCAUUAAAAGGAAGUGUACCAAGCGCAGUGGUGGUACGAUAACCUUCCACAACAAUGGAACCAGCUUUCACCUGAGAGAAAUCCAGACCACCUCUUCAACAGUGGUGAACGAGAAUCAGUACGUCUACCACACAUACUUCCAGCCAGCCAUCAGCACUAGCAAUGUCAACGUGCUUGAUGACAAUUCAUCCACUGACAGUUCAGAUUCUUCGGAUAGUUCGUCUACAGAGGAGCCCAGCAGGUUCUCCAGAUACGCCAGUUUGAAUCUGAACGGGACAGCAGAGGACGAGCUGGAACAAGCACACGACUACGUGAACGUGUCCGAGGAUGGAUGGAUCGACCCUUCGGACUAUGUGAAUGUCCCGAACUCAAACGAGCUGGGAGCUUGUGGAGCCCCACGCAAAGCUGAGGAAGACUAUGUGAAUGUGGAGCCGUCCCGGACCGAGCAGGAGAGAGAGGAAGAGCAGGAGGGGGUGGAGAGGGAAGCUGGGGUAGCCGAGAAGGAGAAGGAAGAAGACAGCAGUGAGGAGGAUGAGGGGGGAGAGAUUCACGAGGAGGACGGGGAGGUAACAUAUUCACAGGUUGUAUUCAAGUGAAGGACGCCUUGCUGCAGUCAUGAUUAUGCCUUUCUCUUGCCUAUUAGGAGGACUAAAAGGAGUCUUUGUGGCAUUAAGCCCUGUUUAAUAUCGUCUUCUGACUAAAUCACUGCAUUGCAGAUUAUAAAGCUGUUCACAUCAGCAGUGACCUAUUGGUUCUGGGCCAGGUUUUUGUAUUUUUUUGUUCUUUUUUUUUUCUUGUUUGAUGACUUCAAAAAACUUUUUUUUUGUCCGAUCCACUGCGGAUCUGCAGGACAGGUACUGAGAUGUGUCAUGUGAGCCGGACGUGCAGUCUCACCUGAACUUGUGCGUCAGACUGUGUGAAGCGGGUCGGAGUCCUGCGCAACGUGGUUUCAGACACAGGCGAACUGAGCCGCUGAUCGGCUCAACCUCCACCGGAGCUGUUCGCUCCCGCUCCGAUCAGAGCUUUCAUUUCCAAGCGCAUCUGGCCGCAUUCCGCAUUUCUUUUUGCAGACUGCGUUGUCAGAUAUCUGAGAUAUCAAAGACUUUUCGAUGUAGGGGGACGGGGGGACAGGCGGAGGGAAGUCAUCCAGGAAAGAAGACGUCGGAGCUGCUAGCUUUCGCUCGAGGAAUGUGAAUGUCUUUGAAAUCCAUUUUUCACUGGCCUUCAAUCUUAAGCACACAGCACCCUCAUUUUUACACGCACACCAUCCUGCCUGUGUGUGUGUGGUGGGGGGGAGGGAACAGUGAAUGUCAAAACGAUGACAAGAAACCUUUAGCGUUAAAGGUCACUAAAACCUGAUAAAAGAAGAAUGAAAAUUCAAAGAAUUCCUUCCAAAGCCAGCGUUGUUCACCUAUCCUGAGAAUGUCUGCUGCACAAUCGCUUUUAAUGGCAUGUAGCUACGUCCGCAGCGCACGUUUAUGUAACGUACAUCUUUACACACCUCCAUCUUGAAUUCCUAUUUCAUAUUCACUUUGUGGUACUUAAAAUUGUUUUUGACCGUUUUGUUUGACUUCCAUUGAAACAUUUGUUUUCGA
Lepisosteus oculatus (spotted gar) is the source of this 3339-nucleotide messenger RNA. Its product is annotated as polymeric immunoglobulin receptor. Gene Ontology annotation, cellular component: plasma membrane. Lineage: Eukaryota; Metazoa; Chordata; Actinopteri; Semionotiformes; Lepisosteidae. Gene Ontology annotation, molecular function: transmembrane signaling receptor activity. The record is from RefSeq and is a predicted model, not a curated record.